AUGGAGAUGGAUGACGAACCUGAUCCAGAGCUGCAAACCGGGACAUCAGGUCACCCUAUCAGCAUCUCCAGCAGUUCUCCAUACCAAGGAUCGCCAUAUCAAGGGCCCGACUCGUUUGCCGAAAGGUGGAACCAACAUGAAUGGGCAUUUACCCCUUCAUAUCAUAACUCUCCUGCUCAACCUCCUUUAGAUGAACCGUAUCUUCAAGCGGUUACUCCACCACCUCUACCUGUUGAGGAACCACCACAACCACCUCCCGAGCCACCUAGGCGAAGGAGGAAUGCACGGAUGUCCGUGCGAGGGGGACCACGGUUCAGUUCCCCUCAAGCUUCAAGCUCAUACCCUCCUAUUCCCGAGGACCCACAAAUGGGUGGACCCUCGCAUGCGAUGCCGGAAGAUAAUCCCCCGCCAGCUUCUGUGGCACCACCGCCACCGCCAGUGGGUUUUGAAAACCCGAUACCGACUUACCCAGGUUUGUCUGGGUAUAACCCUUUUGAAUACCCAACUUCUGCGGGUUAUGGAACCUAA
Helianthus annuus (common sunflower) is the source of this 528-nucleotide messenger RNA. RefSeq names its product proline-rich protein HaeIII subfamily 1-like. The transcript has a single exon. NCBI's taxonomy places the organism in Eukaryota, Viridiplantae, Streptophyta, Magnoliopsida, Asterales, Asteraceae. The record is from RefSeq and is a predicted model, not a curated record. Bases 1 to 528 code for a protein of 175 amino acids.